ACGAAUGUUCCCGCCAUUCAAAGUGAAGGUUUCGGGUCUUGAAAAACACACCAGAUACGUCAUGCUCCUCGAUGUCGUCUCCAGUGACGACUGUCGGUAUAAAUUCCAUAACAACCAGUGGCUGGUUGCAGGCAAGGCGGAUCCAGAGAUGCCCAAAAGAAUGUACAUCCACCCGGACUCUCCGGCCACUGGGGAACAAUGGAGCCAGAAGAUAAUCUCCUUUCACAAACUGAAGCUCACCAACAAUAUCUCUGAUAAGCAUGGCUUUACAAUUUUGAAUUCGAUGCACAAAUACCAGCCUCGCUUUCAUUUGGUGAAGGCCAAAGACGUGAUGCGUUUGCCUUAUUCAACCUUUCGAACCUUUACCUUCAAGGAAACGGAGUUCAUUGCGGUCACCGCUUAUCAGAAUGAAAUGAUAACCCAACUGAAAAUUGAUCACAAUCCGUUCGCAAAGGGCUUCCGGGAUAGUGGCGGCGGUCGAAGAGACAAAAAGUAA
Messenger RNA from Dibothriocephalus latus, 496 nucleotides. NCBI's taxonomy places the organism in Eukaryota, Metazoa, Platyhelminthes, Cestoda, Diphyllobothriidea, Diphyllobothriidae. The record is from the annotation of a GenBank genome assembly.